Messenger RNA from Lactuca virosa, 768 nucleotides. The record is from the annotation of a GenBank genome assembly. Lineage: Eukaryota; Viridiplantae; Streptophyta; Magnoliopsida; Asterales; Asteraceae.
AUGGAUCAUGAGGUUUCUUGCGUCACAAGCUUAAAUCUGAGCUUAGGCGAUCAUGGUUUUCCGACAAACCAUCUUAUUUAUCUUCAUGAUGAAGAGCAAGAGCAAGAACAAGAACAACUAGAAAGGAAAUCUAUUCUGAAAUGGGAUCGGUGCGUCCCUUGUUUGAAAUUAGGGUUAGGUAGAGAUCAAGAAAGGCAUCCAGAUCCAAUCAACUGGAUACCACAAGCUUCAAACUCGACUGUCAAUACAAUUUCUUCAUUCUCUAAAUCGACAAGUAUCAAGAGGGAGAGAGACGGUGGUAGUCAAGAGGUGGAGAAGGUGUUGUCGAAAGCUGUUAUUGAAAUUGACCAAGAUGAAUCCGAAGGACGUGGUGCAAGGAAGAAACUGAGAUUGACAAAUGAACAAACUUUAGUGUUGGAAGAAAGCUUCAAACAACAUGACACCCUUAAUCGUAAGCAAAAGCAAGCCCUGGCAACAAGUCUUGUUCUACAGCAACGACAAGUUGAGGUAUGGUUCCAGAAUAGACGAGCGAGGACGAAACUAAAGCAAAAUGAAGUAGACUGUACACUACUUAAGAAGUGUUGUGAAGCACUAAAAAGUGAUAACAAAAGGCUAGAAAAGGAAAUUCAAGAACUCAAAGCAAUAAGAACCACCAUCUCCGUCCCUCCGCAAUUCAACAUACAGUUUCCGGCAGCAAGCCACAGCAUGUGCCUUUCUUGUGAGAAAAUUGUCUCUCGUUGUGUUAGUGGCGGUGGCGGGCGGCGGUGA